AUGGCUGGCAACUACGUCGCCAAGAACGUGCCGUGGGUCCGGGAGUUCCUGCGCCGAUGGGCCUACCUCCGCAGCCACAAGCCGCCUGGCUUCAGCUCUGCAGACAACGGUGCGCUUCAUGUGAUGCUGGUCAACAUCUUGGAGCUUCAAGGCGCUGAGCAAGUCAACGAGCUGUAUGGCAACCUCACAGCCACAGUGGACAACCUCGAGCCGUAUUGGACUUUCGUCCGCGCUGCCAAGAAGGCGCUGGGCCCUCCGCGUGCCUGGAAUUUGGGCGCCACUGGCUUCGGGCGGAGGAUGCAGUUCUUUGUGGACGACGGGGUGUACCUGAACCGGCAAGCGAGCAACCUCGUGGGUCCAGCACCUCUGGUUUGUCUAGAAACUAGAUUUUUGCAAUAUUAUGGUUUUGGGGUGGUCUAG
This is a messenger RNA of Symbiodinium pilosum, 420 nucleotides long. The record is from the annotation of a GenBank genome assembly. NCBI's taxonomy places the organism in Eukaryota, Dinophyceae, Suessiales, Symbiodiniaceae.